ACCUGCUCGUACUACAGAAGCACACUGAGGUCUCUGCUCGCCGCGUACUGCUGGGAAGCUGGCGGACAGAGGGAAGACUUCCCUUUCUGACCGGGAGAAAACACAAGUACAUUGGAGGGAAGGCGUAUAAAUCUGAGACGACGUCGACUGCAAAGGCAGCGCAGGCACUAGCUAAUUCCUAAAUGUGGCAUUAGACUCUUGUUUAGCCCUAUUAAUUAAAGCAGCUUGGAUCUUACUGCUGGCCACAGCGCUCCUCUCUCCCGCUUGGCAAACCCUAAAGCCUGAACUGCAAACGCGCUUACCUGUUCGGUGUUUGCGGUUUUUUCAGGAUUAAUACUCUCAGCAAAUAACGUUCAACCGACGCCAAAAUCAAAUCAAGGGAUUACUAUUGUUUGUUUGUACGCGAUUGACUUGCGCGUCCGUAUGCGCGUCUUUCUCUGUGUUGGAAAGCAAAGUGCUGAUAAAUCUGUUCUAAGUGGACUUGGGACCUGAGCGAGGAGCUUCUCAAAGAGCUGCAUUUGACGAGAGCAGCACAGAUAAGUCUGGGGAGACCAGAUUCAGACUUGAGCAAGCUGAGGGGAAACUGAAAAUCCAUCCAACAUGCCUCUUGCACAAAUCGCGGAGCCAUGGCCCACAAUGGAACUAGUGCAACUAGAAACAGAGAAUGGCCAGAGCACUGCAGAGGAUGGAGUCACAACGUCCGUCAAGGAAGAUGGAGAAAUCAAAGAGAUCAACAUCACCCAUGUGGUCAAAGAGGGGUCAGAAAAGGCCGACGCCUCUCAGUUUGAGCUGCUCAAGGUUUUGGGACAGGGAUCCUUUGGCAAGGUGUUCCUCGUGCGAAAGGUGACCCCUCCUGAUGCCAACCAGCUCUAUGCCAUGAAGGUCCUUAAGAAAGCCACUCUUAAAGUGAGAGACCGUGUAAGAACCAAGAUGGAGAGAGAUAUCCUUGCAGAUGUCAAUCACCCAUUUGUUGUCAAGCUUCACUACGCAUUCCAGACUGAAGGGAAGUUGUACUUGAUACUGGAUUUCCUCAGAGGGGGAGAUCUCUUCACUAGACUCUCUAAAGAGGUGAUGUUCACAGAGGAGGAUGUGAAGUUUUACUUAGCAGAGCUAGCAUUAGGACUGGACCACCUCCAUAGUCUUGGCAUCAUCUACAGGGACCUCAAACCUGAAAAUAUUCUCCUGGAUGAGGAGGGACAUAUCAAACUCACAGAUUUUGGUUUGUGUAAAGAAGCUAUUGAUCAUGAGAAGAAGGCUUAUUCUUUUUGCGGUACUGUGGAGUACAUGGCACCAGAGGUUGUCAACAGGCAGGGACACACCCACAGCGCCGACUGGUGGUCAUUUGGUGUACUGAUGUUUGAGAUGUUGACAGGAGCACUGCCUUUUCAAGGGAAGGAUCGCAAAGAAACUAUGAACCUGAUUCUGAAGGCGCGUCUAGGGAUGCCGCAGUUCCUAAGUGCAGAGGCCCAGUCUCUGCUCAGGGCUUUGUUUAAAAGGAAUCCUGCCAACAGACUGGGAUCUGGCUCUGAUGGUGCAGAGGAGAUUAAACGACAUGGUUUCUUCUCCACUAUAGACUGGAAUAAACUCUUCCGAAAAGAAGCAAAGCCUCCAUUCAGGCCAGCUGUAGCACGUCCAGAUGACACCUUUUACUUUGACUCAGAGUUCACUUCCCGCACACCAAAAGACUCUCCGGGUGUACCUCCCAGUGCUGGAGCUCACCAGCUAUUCAGAGGCUUCAGCUUUGUUGCAUCAACUAUGUUGGAUGAAGAAGGUUUAACAGAGCCUGUGCAGCCCCCACCCCACCCAGUGGUCCAGCAGCUGCACGGGAAGAACCUGCUGUUUAGCGACGGCUAUGUGUUGAAGGAGGACAUCGGCAUGGGCUCUUUCUCUGUCUGUAAACGAUGCAUCCACAAAACCACUAACACUGAAUACGCAGUCAAGAUGAUUGACAAGACCAGCACAGACCCCUCUGAGGAGAUUGAGAUUCUACUUAGAUAUGGACAGCACCCCAACAUCAUAACACUGAAGGAUGUGUAUGACAACGGUAAGCAGGUGUUCCUGGUGACGGAGCUGAUGCGCGGAGGAGAGCUGCUGGAUCGGAUCCUCAAACAAAAGUUCUUUUCAGAGCAAGAGGCCAGCGCCGUGCUUCACACCAUCACUAAGACUGUGGAGUAUCUCCACUCACAGGGGGUGGUGCACAGAGACCUAAAACCCAGCAACAUCCUCUACGUUGACGAGUCAGGGAAUCCCGAGUCUAUCAGGAUCUGUGACUUUGGCUUUGCUAAACAGUUGCGUGCCAACAACGGCCUGCUGAUGACCCCGUGCUAUACUGCUAACUUUGUCGCUCCUGAGGUGUUGAAGCGUCAAGGCUAUGAUGAAGGAUGUGACAUCUGGAGUCUGGGAGUUUUACUCUACACCAUGCUGGCUGGUUUUACUCCAUUUGCCAACGGACCCGAGGAUACUCCAAAUGAGAUCCUGGGCAGGAUAGGGAGCGGUCACUUCAGUUUAACCAGCGGCAACUGGGACACAGUGUCUGAUGCUGCAAAGGAUCUUGUGUCAAAGAUGCUUCAUGUGGACCCCCAUCAGCGACUGACUGCUAAGCAGGUCCUCAAACACCCCUGGAUUAUCCAGAGAGACAAACUACCCAACAGCCAGCUCCCACACCAUGACCCCAAACUGGUCAAGGGUGCAAUGGCAGCCACCUACUCUGCCCUGAAGAACUCCCAACCUACUCCAGAGCUCAAGCCCAUCGAGAGUUCCUUCCUCGCUCAGAGGCGUGUGAAGAAGCUGCCCUCCACCUCCCUGUAGAGACUUAAAACAGCCAAUCAGCUCACUGGAGUCCAAUCAAACCACACCUCCUGGCCCUGCACCACUCAGUCAGCUUGCUCGUGGACGUAGCAUCCACCCGCUAAAAAACCAGCCAAGGAAUCCUGACUACGGUCAUGCCCCCAUCCUUAAACAUCCUGCUCUUGUUGUCAUUCCCCUCAUGUGGGCUCAUCAGCUGCUGUUCCCCAGCCUACUUGGACCAGCAAAAGAUCAUGAUGAUGGAUGGGAGCGAUAAGGGCACAACGUUAAAAAAAAAAAAAAAAGGGGGGGGUGCAGGUUUUUGCCAGAUGUAUUAGUGCCGUGUGGGUGUAUGACGCAAGUGUGUGGGUGUGUGUGUGCAUGACCUGCAACAAAGUUAACGCAGCCAUGUUUUUGAUAGUGAAAAUGAAAGUUUUCUUUCUUGAUAAUUGCUGUAAUUGGUUCUUGCUGCACGGCUGUCAUUCCACCUGUUUUGUUGUCUGUCUUUCUGUUAUUUUUGUAGAAUUGAUACGCUUUAUAUUACUGGUUGUGCUGCCAAAUCAAGUUGUGUGGACAGCACAAAGCCACAGUUGUGUCCAUCUGCUGUUAAAUGUUUUCAAAAAGCAUUAUUAAUAUAAAUAUUAAACAUUUCUGCCAUAAAUGCCUGUUUGACCUUGGUACAACCGGAAUAUGUUGAUUCUGGGAAAUGUCAAAUGCUAAUGUUUUGGUAAAUGUCAAAUUAAACUGUAUUUGGUUUUACAGAGAAGUGUGUUUGUGUGUGUGUCAGUUGCAUGACUUGCAGUGUUUGUCUGUACUGUCUUGCAGAAUGCUGCAGUCAUGUGCAUGGUCUGAUGAUGUCAUGUGGCUUCCUCGUUUCGCUGCUCCUUCUUUUUCUCUGCUUGGUCAAUCUGCUGGCAAACAUUUGAGAUGUCUGUUAUUUUUAUUACUACUGAAACUAGUAAAAUAGGUGGCUUUCUGUGAAAGAAAACCUGCCCAAGGAACAGUGUGGCAUGUUGAAAUUUGCUAUCUGCUUUGUUUUCUCGUUUUCUUUUUGGGGAGGGGAGGGUUUCCACUGUGUUUCUUGGAUAAUAUUGAAAGCUGUUUUCUUGUGUUGGUUGCUUUUGUUGUUGAUUGCUUUCUUUUCUUCUUUUUUUGUCCAAAGAAAGUUGUGAUUUAAAAUAGUGAAAGACUUGCUGAGCAGAUCAUAGCCUGUGGAUUUGAUGCUGUAGAGGUCUUUUCUUCUGUCAGAGCCUGACUUGUCAUAAUGUAAUUAGGCUCUGAAAUGCAACUUCUGUCAAAUCACCUGUUUGGUAAUUCUACACAAACCUGACCUUUUUGUGGAGUACCCAUAUUUCCAUUUGUGAUUUUUUAGUUUAGUUUACCCUUCUGAUCACAUGACUUGUUUACAGCUAAGUAACAGUGAAUUUAAGAUCGUCUAAAGAAGGGUAAACGUGUCUUGUCCUAAAAUAUGUCAAAGGGUAGGUCCUGCUUUCAGCUCAGUGCCUAGGCCUACAGGUGAGGCAGAAUGUUUUUCAUGGUGGGAAAAAAAAGGCAUGAAAUCCUAAAGAUUCUGUGCAUCUGAAGAAGGAAAGACCUGUGUGGCUAAAUAAUCAGUGAACCAGCUGUCUUACCUCAAAAGGGAUCAAAGUUAUAUUAUAAUUCUUAUUUGGUGGCAAAGCUCUCUCAUUUGAUUAAUGGUAUUAUGGUGAGAUGUUAUUGUAUGAUACAAAUAAAGAUUUUAUAUCUUUACAAUAUUAAAUAAUUUAGUUGCUAUGACAAACUGUCUGUAUUGUUUGUUUUUGUUUUUAGUUUAGCUUUAUAAAGGGGUACUCCAAAUUCACAAUAACUCACAAUUCACAGAUUAAAAAUGUCUCAAAAGUCA
Molecule: messenger RNA, 4666 nt
Organism: Melanotaenia boesemani (Boeseman's rainbowfish)
Lineage: Eukaryota; Metazoa; Chordata; Actinopteri; Atheriniformes; Melanotaeniidae
Gene: rps6ka1
Product: ribosomal protein S6 kinase a, polypeptide 1
Exons: 22
Coding region: 601-2808 (735 amino acids)
Biological process (GO): intracellular signal transduction; positive regulation of DNA-templated transcription; protein phosphorylation
Molecular function (GO): ATP binding; ribosomal protein S6 kinase activity; magnesium ion binding
Source: RefSeq, a predicted model, not a curated record